CCCUCCUCUUCCUCCUCCUCCUCCACUCACUCCUUGUUGAAUCCAAUCGUCCUCAAUGCGUCUACGGAUUUCCCUCCAGUCGGUCUCAAAGGCCUUAUCGACUGCAUCGACUGGCCAAGCAAGAGCGCCGUUCCCGAUUGCUGUCCAGGAACUCGCGUCCUUCCUGCGCGACAACAGCCCUAACAUCGCUGUCCUUACCGGCGCCGGUGUAUCAACGGACUCGGCCAUCCCAGACUACCGCGGACAGAACGGGACCUACACCCUCAACCCAGACUACAAACCCGUCUUCUACCAGGCAUUCGUCGCUUCGGAUGAGGCCAGACAUCGCUACUGGGCCCGAUCCUUCCUUGGGUUCCCUCCUGUCCUGACAACCGAUCCCAAUCCAACCCACUAUGCCCUCGCUGCCUUCCAAUCGCCAUCCCAAGCACAAUUGCAAUCGUUAGCAUCAUCUACAGCUUCAUCGUCACCAUUAUUGGAUUCAUCACCAACUCAGGGACCGGCUUCACCUCAAUCGAAUUCAUAUAUCAGGACUCUAAUCACACAGAAUGUCGACGGACUGCAUCAAAAGGCCGGAACCAAGGAUGUUAUCGAGCUUCACGGGUCCUUGUAUCGCGUCAAGUGCAUGGCCUGUGGCCAUGAGAAGGAUCGCGCAGAAUUUCAGCGCAUUCUGGCUGAUCUUAACCCAGACUGGAACGACCUGAUCCAGUCCCAGACCGCCACCAAUCUCUACGCAAGAAUGAACGCCGACGGAGAUGUUGAGAUCAACACUCCAGACCAACAAAAGCUGCUCUCCAGCUAUUCAUCCUCCCACAAACUCGACUACCGGACCUUUCAAUAUCCGACCUGCUCUUGCUGCAGAACCGGCGACUACAAGCCCAGUGUCGUCUUUUUUGGCGAAAAUGUGCCCGCCGACGUCAGGAAUCGGUCGCUCCAGACCAUUCAGGGAGCAAAUGGUCUCCUCGUUAUUGGCUCUUCUCUGGCAACCUUUUCUGCCUAUCGAUUAGUCAAAUUAGCCAAGGACACAGGUAUCCCCAUAGCCAUGAUCAACCUCGGCCAGUCGCGAGGUGACUCGCUUGCGGAUUUGCGCUAUGACGAAUCGAGUACGCAGUUAUUGAAGGCAGUCGCGCAUGAGCUAGGUUUGGGAGAGAUCCAGGGCGCAAUAAAGCGCCGCAAGCGCACCUUAAAUGUUGUCGGAUCCUGACAACUACACAUUCUACACUGCACAUAUGCAUGGCUCAUAUAUGAGAGAUGCUGCCUUCUGCCUCCUUAUGUUCAUAUGCAUUCGUGGUCACGUCCUCUUCAUCGGAAGGCAUUGAUAAUACAGCGUGAUAGAUGUAUGCG
Molecule: messenger RNA, 1341 nt
Organism: Gamsiella multidivaricata
Lineage: Eukaryota; Fungi; Mortierellomycota; Mortierellomycetes; Mortierellales; Mortierellaceae
Product: DHS-like NAD/FAD-binding domain-containing protein
Exons: 1
Coding region: 56-1201 (381 amino acids)
Molecular function (GO): NAD+ binding
Source: RefSeq, a predicted model, not a curated record